UGCGUUGUCGGAGCUUGUCAUGGAGGACUCAAAAAGCAAAGAGAAGAAGCCGGCUGAAAAAUCCGAUGGGAAUGAAAAGAACAAGGAAAAGGACUCGCAGCCUCCGGGGAAGGAUAAAGAGAAAAAAGAGGAGCAAGAAUUGUCUGAGGAAGAUAAGCAGUUACAAGAGGACUUGGAAAUGAUGGUGGAGAGACUAGGCGAAAAGAACACAGCUUUGUACCGUCCUGCAUUGGAAGAGCUGCGCAGGCUAAUUCGCUCUUCAACCACUUCCAUGACAUCAGUACCCAAACCUCUAAAAUUUUUGCGCCCACAUUAUGGCAAACUUAAAGAGAUCUAUGAAGGCAUGGCCGCAGGGGAAAACAAGCAUUUUUGUGCCGAUGUGGUAUCGGUGCUGGCCAUGACUAUGAGUGGGGAGAGGGAGUGUCUCAAGUAUCGCCUGCUGGGCUCCCAGGAAGAGCUGGCUUCCUGGGGACAUGAAUAUGUUCGGCACCUGGCUGGUGAGGUGGCUAAAGAGUGGCAGGAGGUAGAGGAGAAUGAUAAGACCCAGCAGGAGACAUUGCUGAAGCUGGUGAAGGAAAUCGUACCUUACAACAUGGCACACAAUGCUGAACACGAGGCUUGUGACCUAUUGAUGGAAAUUGAGAGGCUGGACAUGGUAGACGAAUACAUUGAUGAGAAUGCCUACGGCAAGGUUUGCCUCUACCUCACAAGUUGUGUGAGCUAUGUUCCGGAGCCAGAAAAUUCUGCACUGCUGCGAUGUGCCUUGAAAAUCUUCAGGAAGUUCAACCGGUAUCCCGAGGCUCUUCGAUUGGCUCUAAUGCUCAAUGAUGUGGAGCUUGUAGAAAACAUCUUCACAUCCUGCAAAGACAUAGUUAUUCAGAAGCAGAUGUCUUACAUGCUUGGUCGCCAUGGCAUGUUCUUGGAGCUUAAUGAGGACGUAGAAGAUUAUGAGGACCUGACAGAGAUUAUGUCCAAUGUGCAGCUCAACAGCAAUUUCUUGGCCCUGGCCAGGGAGUUGGAUAUCAUGGAACCCAAAGUCCCAGAUGACAUCUACAAAACACACCUGGAAAAUAAUAGAUUUGGAGGUAGCGGUUCCCAAGUGGACUCAGCCCGCAUGAACCUGGCCUCUUCCUUUGUGAAUGGCUUUGUUAAUGCAGCAUUUGGACAGGACAAGCUAUUAACAGAUGAUGGCAAUAAAUGGUUGUACAAAAACAAGGACCAUGGUAUGUUGAGCGCUGCAGCCUCUCUCGGGAUGAUCUUGCUGUGGGAUGUGGAUGGCGGCCUCACCCAGAUUGAUAAAUAUCUUUACUCAUCUGAGGACUACAUAAAGUCUGGUGCUCUCCUUGCCUGUGGCAUCGUAAACUCAGGUGUGAGAAAUGAAUGUGACCCAGCCCUCGCCCUGCUCUCAGACUAUGUCCUGCACAACAGUAAUACCAUGAGGAUAGGCGCCAUUUUUGGAUUGGGUUUAGCUUAUGCUGGCUCCAAUAGAGAAGAUGUCCUGUCUCUGCUUCUUCCAGUCAUGGGAGACUCAAAAUCCAGCAUGGAGGUGGUUGGCGUGACUGCAUUGGCAUGUGGUAUGAUCGCUGUGGGGUCGUGUAACGGUGACGUGACCUCCACCAUAGUGCAGACCAUCAUGGAGAAGAACGAACAGGAGCUGAAAGACACUUAUGCCCGCUGGCUCCCUCUUGGUUUAGGACUCAACCACUUGGGUAAAGGAGAGGCCAUUGAGACCACUCUGGCAGCUCUCCAAGUUGUUCCUGAACCUUUCCGCAGCUUUGCCAACACGCUAGUCGAUAUCUGUGCUUAUGCAGGUUCUGGCAAUGUGCUUAAGGUGCAGCAGCUUCUCCACAUCUGCAGUGAGCACUAUGAGGCCAAGGAGAAGGAGAAAGAGGAGGACAAGGACAAGAAAGAUAAAAAGGACAAAGAUAAGAAGGACACAGCUGACAUGGGCUCACACCAGGGGGUAGCUGUUCUUGGUAUAGCCCUCAUUGCGAUGGGGGAGGAGAUCGGUUCUGAAAUGGCACUACGGACGUUUGGACAUCUGCUGCGUUACGGUGAGCCCACUCUGAGACGAGCGGUGCCUCUUGCUCUGGCUCUCAUCUCUGUGUCCAACCCUCGUUUGAACAUCUUGGACACCCUCAGCAAGUUUUCCCAUGAUGCUGACCCCGAGGUCUCACACAACUCUAUCUUUGCCAUGGGCAUGGUGGGCAGUGGAACAAAUAAUGCCCGCCUGGCUGCAAUGCUGCGGCAACUGGCACAGUAUCAUGCCAAAGACCCCAACAAUCUCUUCAUGGUUCGACUGGCUCAGGGUCUGACUCACCUGGGCAAAGGCACACUGACACUCUGUCCCUACCAUAGCGACAGGCAGCUAAUGAGUCAGGUUGCUGUGGCUGGGCUGCUCACUGUGCUUGUCUCCUUUCUUGAUGUCAAGAACAUAAUCCUGGGGAAAUCUCACUACAUUCUUUACGGCCUGGUAGCAGCCAUGCAGCCGCGUAUGCUCGUCACCUUUGAUGAGGAACUUCGACCACUGCCCGUGUCUGUCAGAGUUGGUCAGGCCGUGGACGUUGUGGGCCAAGCAGGCAAACCCAAGGCCAUUACAGGUUUCCAGACCCACACCACACCAGUUUUGCUGGCGCAUGGUGAGAGAGCGGAGUUGGCCACAGAGGAGUACUUGCCUGUUACCCCCAUCCUGGAGGGCUUUGUUAUCCUUCGCAAGAACCCCAACUAUGAAACCUAGACUGUCCUCAACCCCCUUCCCCCGCCCUCCAACUCUCCUUGUAUUUUCAAGGUUGACCCGCCAUGGCUCUUUGCUAUUGUUAUAACUUGUUUUACUACAUUGCUGGAAAGAGCAAUGGUGUGAUGCCUGUGGCCAGCCUGAGCUGUCUUUAAAAAUGGAUGGAUUUUUGGGGCUGUGGAUAAUUGGAUUGCAGUGACAUAGGUGGAGGUUCACUCUGACCUAAUCCACUCAACAUAGGUUUUCCCUGGACCAGCUAUUGACAAUUCAAACAUCUUCAAUCCAACACCCAUUCACAGCCCUCCUGUAAAUGUUUAUCAGAACAUUCACUCAGCCUUUUAAGUGCAACAGAUGUUUUUGUCCCCACUAUUUACAUCAAAUUUUUAGGCUAAAUAAAUCAUUAAACAGUUAUUUUUUGCCAACUUUUUUGUUGUUCUUUUUUUUUUAGUUUUGUUACACGACUGUAAAAGGUUUGUUCAAAAAUAAAAUGUGGAUCCACA
Phyllopteryx taeniolatus (common seadragon) is the source of this 3234-nucleotide messenger RNA. It is a transcript of the gene psmd2, whose product is annotated as proteasome 26S subunit ubiquitin receptor, non-ATPase 2. The transcript has 21 exons. Gene Ontology annotation, biological process: regulation of protein catabolic process; proteasome-mediated ubiquitin-dependent protein catabolic process. Gene Ontology annotation, molecular function: enzyme regulator activity. Bases 20 to 2737 code for a protein of 905 amino acids. The record is from RefSeq and is a predicted model, not a curated record. Gene Ontology annotation, cellular component: proteasome complex; proteasome regulatory particle, base subcomplex; nucleus. Lineage: Eukaryota; Metazoa; Chordata; Actinopteri; Syngnathiformes; Syngnathidae.